Toxoplasma gondii ME49 is the source of this 2292-nucleotide messenger RNA. RefSeq lists its product as hypothetical. NCBI's taxonomy places the organism in Eukaryota, Apicomplexa, Conoidasida, Eucoccidiorida, Sarcocystidae. The record is from RefSeq and is a predicted model, not a curated record. Bases 932 to 2083 code for a protein of 383 amino acids. The transcript is spliced from 8 exons.
UUGACGAACCACCUACCAGAGCAGGGAAUGGAUCUGCAGAUACUUCGCGACACAAGGCAUUAUCGUAUUCGGUAGCACCCGAGUGUGUCCCUGGACCCGGUGGGUUUGUACGAUGCAAACCACCACAGAAGGGGCGGGAAGGUACAUACGCUCAGGUGGUAAAAGAUGCGCGGUCCAUCAAUGUUAUCGCAGAUGUACAGGGACGUGUGCAUUGUCGCUACCGCGGUGACCUUUCUUCCGUCUCUAACCGCCACGUGUGAAUGCUAAAACCCUUUGUGGCGAAGAACGUAGCGUGUGGCUCGGAAACCUGCGAGUAUAUGGCGGAAAAAAGGCACAUGUGUUUGUGGCAUGCGUCGCUCGAUUUCGCUUCUACCGCAACGGGCACUGUAUGUUAGUACCAUUCAAUCGGAGCUAUCACCCUCGCUAGAAGGCUUGGACCAAAGAGGGCUCAGCUCACCGUCAUUUCCUGGCUUCCUGAGAGACUGGUCAUGGACCCUACUAUAUUGGUUCUCUGAAAACACCUUUUUGGCCCGCUACCUUCGAGGGUCUCAAUGGCUGGCAAAGCCGUCGGCACGCAAGGUGGUCCGAUGUCAGUGAGCCAGGCAACAUGAACAGUGGCUUGUUGGUCACUAUCCUCCAGUAAAAGAGAUUGCAGAGUAGGGGAUCGGGCAUUGUUACUUGAGUUCCUGAUGCAACCACUGUUGCUGACUGCUGCACUUUCUCCUCACGCUGGUUGCUCGUUUUAUCCCCGGUCGCCGAUGCGACCCCGAGUCCAUAGAAUCAACGGAAUGUCUUCCUUACCACUUUUGAAUCUAAAGUCGGACCGUUUUACAGUGAGCUCAGACGGACGUUCGCAAGUCGAGAAGAAAGAGUUCCGUUUGUCUAGAUUCCCGCGUUGUAAGACGAGGUUUACGCAUAUUCCUUAUUCACGAUGACGGAACACACGCAUAACUCAUCAGCAGCCGCAUGGAGUCAGCAGCUGGAAGAGUUGCUUGUUCGGGAGUCCGGCCAUCAUAAAAUUAAAGGUGGAGUUAGAACGCUCUACGAAGCCGGCGGGAAGGGGCAACUCCUCUCAAUGGCUGAAACACUGCUCUCCCCUACAACCAAGGUCGUGGCGAUCCUUGUAGGCUCAGCUAACUGUACAAUUAUGUGGCCUCCUACAGACACAGACGGACCUGGUGGUGCAUUUGCUAUCACUCGAACUCUCCAGCGAUUGGGUCGACAAGUCGUUCUCGUAACAGAUGAACUGAAUCAUGAGCAAGUGUUCGAGGCUCUCAAAAAGGCAAACCUUUCCAUGGAUGAGUGUGCAGAUUUGACUGCGGCCACCCUGAAGGACAUUCCAAUUGAGACAGCGGCAUACGUCAAAUUUGCUUGCCAGCGCAACUGGACAGAGGCUGAAGAUGUCCGACUACAGAACGUGUACGACGCAGCCGAUUUCAUCCUAAACCUUGGCAGACCGGGGCCAGGAGAAGAAGGCGAAACUCGAGCGCAUGAUCGGGCAAAUAUGACUGCAUUUGAUUCCUCUUUCAAGUUCUUUUUCACUCGGCCCGAGAGGUUCGCUCUGCGGCCGGAUCACGUGGCCACCACUGCCGUCAUUGGGGAACUGGGUAACGAGCUAGGAAUGGGAGGCUUAAUCAGCUGUGUCAAGGAAAACGUUGAAUACGGAGAAGAUAUAGGGUGCAGUGUCCAAGCGGACUUUACUCUGGUUGCGACGACAGCGAACUGGGGAGCAUGGGGUCUCUCAGCCAUGCUGACUCUCCUGUCAAUCGCCUCGGGCGAGAAAAUUUCGGCUGAUAGCCUACUGCCGGACGUUGUUUCACAGAAGCUGAUCCUGAAGACGCUGGUUGAAGAAGGAGCUCGCUGUGGUCUUACGUGGACCAGGGACGAGAUCAUUGACCGGUUCGAAUCGGAGGAAAACUGGAAGUUUUUGAACGAACUUCGGCAGUUGACCUUUUCGUUACUCGAGUCAAGCCAAGGCCAAAAAUCAUUGCCUUCAUCAGAAAAGAUCUCGACGCCGGCAUCAUCGAAUUUAGUAGACAUGACAAUGUCCCAAAACAUUAGGAACACACGAGCAGAUUCAUAAUGCCCCCCUGAGGAAGAAAAAGCGGAUGUCACCCCGCCAUCGACAGUCGAGGCUAACCCACAGAUUCGAUGAGUAAACGAAAAAAAAGGGCGAUCUUCUAUUUUUGCCGACAGUUUUCUCGCACCUGAAUCGCCAUGGCUUGCAUGUGACUGUUCUUCAAAUUCUAUGGUCGUUGGGUCGCCCUCUAACGUUCGACGCGGGCCAGCCUG